Yamadazyma jaroonii is the source of this 864-nucleotide messenger RNA. The record is from the annotation of a GenBank genome assembly. Lineage: Eukaryota; Fungi; Ascomycota; Pichiomycetes; Serinales; Debaryomycetaceae.
AUGUUCAAGGUCAGUAGAAUCACAAGGUUUUCAAGAUGUCUUGUAAGAUAUCAAUCCAGUUCCAAUGGUCCACAAACUACUCACUUUGGUUAUAAGACUGUUAACAAAGAAGAAAAAGAAAAAUUGGUGGGUGAUGUAUUUUCAUCGGUUGCUUCCAAUUAUGAUAUUAUGAAUGAUGUGAUGUCAAUGGGUGUUCAUAGAUUAUGGAAGAAUCAUUUCAUCAACAGAUUGGAUUGUGGGAUGAGACCAGGGUCUAAUAAACCUUUAGACUUCUUGGAUGUUGCUGGAGGUACUGGUGAUAUUGCUUUUGGUUUAUUAGAUCAUGCUGAAAAGAGAUUUGGUGAUAAUGUUUCAACCAUGACGAUUGCUGAUAUUAAUCCUGAUAUGUUAAAAGAAGGUGAAAUCAGAUACAGAGAUACUAAAUGGUUUAAAGAAGCUAACCAAAGAGUAGAAUUCUUGGUCCAAAAUGGUGAAACUUUAGAUAAAAUUAAAGAUAAUUCAAAAGAUGUUUAUACUAUUGCUUUCGGUAUUAGAAAUUUCACUAAUAUUCAAGAAGGUUUGAAUCAAGCUUAUAGAAUUUUGAGACCAGGUGGUAUUUUUGCAUGUCUUGAAUUUAGUCAAGUGGAAAAUCAAUUGAUCGAUUCAAUUUAUCAAUUAUAUUCAUUUUCAUUAUUACCUUUAGCAGGUCAAUUAAUUGCUAAUGAUAGAGACAGUUAUCAAUAUCUUGUUGAAAGUAUCCGUAAAUUCCCUAAAAAAGAAGAAUUCAAAGGAAUGAUUGAAAAAGCUGGAUUUUACGUUCCUGAAAAGGGUUAUGAAGAUUUGACUUUCGGUGUUGCUACAAUUCAUAUUGGUGUUAAAUUAUAG